Molecule: messenger RNA, 5221 nt
Organism: Hirundo rustica (Barn swallow)
Lineage: Eukaryota; Metazoa; Chordata; Aves; Passeriformes; Hirundinidae
Gene: TACC1
Product: transforming acidic coiled-coil containing protein 1
Exons: 14
Coding region: 25-2352 (775 amino acids)
Biological process (GO): cell population proliferation; mitotic spindle organization; cerebral cortex development
Cellular component (GO): cytoplasm
Source: RefSeq, a predicted model, not a curated record
GCGCGGGGCGGCGGAGCGGGGCCGAUGGCGUUCAGCGCCUGGCAGAUCCUCUCGCCGGUGCAGUGGGCCCGCUGGACCUGGUCGGCGGUGCGGGGCGGGGGCAGCCCCGAGGAGGGGGACGGCGGGGCCGGUGCUGCCGAGGAGGAUGAGGAGGAGGAGGACCAGGACCCGCCGGCGGGGGGCCCGGCCCUCGGCUUCAGCUCGGACUCCACUGAUAAUUUUGAGACCCCUGAAGCAGAAACACCAACCUGCUCGCCGCUCAAGGAGUUCUGCGAGCCACCAGGAUCACCAGAGUCUGAGGCCGGGACCCAAGAGCCAGGUGGCCAUGGUGAUCUGCUGGUAGGGGAAGCCCCCAGGGACAGCUCGCCUGGGAAGCGCCCCAAAGAUGAGGCUCAACCAGAGACUGGAGCCCCUAAAGCCAGUUUGGAUGCUAAAGGGGAAACCGACCCCGACAAGUGGCCCCUGAUGCAACCCUCGGCCGGGCUGAGCUGCGAGGCUGAGCCUGCUGGCACCACUGUGCCCACGGUGCAGCCAGGCCCCGUGCCCCACGUGGGCACAGCCGCCUGGGAGCAGGUCACGACUGGAGGGGGCACGGUGGACGCUGGCACGGGGCUGCUGGAGCUGGGGGCUCAGGCCCUGGCCCAGGAGCAGCUCGGGAAAGGGAAAACACCUUCACUGGGGAGGAAAACAGAUGAAGCCACAGAGGAGAUCCAGGCAUCCUACCAGCUCGACCCUGAGCAGCCUGACAGGAGUGUGACCCCCUUUGUGGCAGGGGGCUGCCAGCCAGGGGGGGACCCGGCUCUGGAAGCCCCAGAGCUGGUCCCAGAACCCAGGGCUGAUUUUACAGAGGCUCGAGAGAGCGUGGAGGCCAAGCCAGCUUCCCCCAGGAGGGGCAGCAGGAUCCCGGCCAGCAAGCUGACACCGAAGAGACACAGAGAGUCCCCCAAGAAACCAGCCGAGGAUGUGGAGAGGGGUCCCACGGAGCCGCCACCGCCCCGGGGCUCCUCCCAGCCGGGUCCCACGAGCUGGGACAGCCCCGCUCUCCACCCUCUCAGUGGCAGCUCAGCGCUGCAAAAUUCACCGGUUCUUCCCAAGGGCUCUUAUCAGUUUGACCCCAAUAACUUUGACUCCAUGGAUCCAUUCAAGCCCACCAAGACGCUUGCCAGCAGCGACGCUGACUCCUGCUCCACUGCAGAUAACAGCCUCAAUGAAAUCCUCGAAUCUCAGACCCUGGAGAUGCAGGACGAUGCCCUGAAAGGCAGAGACUCCCCCAAGAAGCUCAAGUCACGCCUGAUAACGACUACUGAGCAAGUGAAAUUUCUCUGUUUUCUGUUGAGCGGCUGCAAGGUGAAGCAGCACGAGGUGCAGCCCCUGGUCCUGGACUCCAGCACGCAGGAUGAAGGAGAGUUGCUCUCAGAAAUCCCCGACAUUACAAAUCGGGAUGGACGUGCCACUGAUGAGGAGAAGUUGGCCUCCACCACGUCCAUGCAGAAACCAUCCGGGCUGGAGAAGAAGGCCGAGCCAGAAGAUGACCUGGAGUACUUUGAGUGCUCGAACAUCCCCGUGUCAGCAGCAAAGCACAGGCCAGAGGCAGGUUUUGAAAAGGAGCUCUGCAAGCAGAUGGAAAAAGGAGGGCCUGGCAUCUUCCCUGACAAUCCCGGGCUGUGCUCCACGGACAAGUGCCCCAGCGUGAGCAGGAGCGAGAGUCCCCUGGCUGGCAUCUGCCUCAGCGAGUCCGAGAAGGCGGCCGUGCUCACGCUCAUCCGAGAGGAGAUAAUCUCCAAGGAGAUCGAGGCCAACGAGUGGAAGAAGAAAUACGAGGAGAGCCGGCAGGAAGUGCUGGAGAUGAGGAAAAUCGUGGCUGAGUAUGAAAAGACCAUUGCCCAGAUGAUAGAGGAUGAGCAGAGGACAAACAUGACAUCUCAGAAGAACCUGCAGCAGCUCACGAUGGAAAAGGACCAGGCUCUGGCAGACCUGAACUCGGUGGAGAGGUCCCUGUCAGAUCUGUUCAGGAGAUAUGAAAACCUGAAGGGCGUCCUGGAAGGAUUUAAGAAGAAUGAAGAAGCUCUGAAGAAAUGUGCUCAAGAUUAUCUAACCCGUGUCAAACAAGAGGAGCAGCGCUAUCAGGCCCUGAAAGUCCACGCAGAAGAAAAAUUGGACAAGGCCAACGAGGAGAUCGCCCAGGUGCGCAGCAAGGCCAAGGCGGAGAGCGCGGCGCUGCACGCGGGGCUGCGCAAGGAGCAGAUGAAGGUGGAGUCCCUGGAGAGAGCCCUGCAGCAGAAGAAUCAGGAGAUUGAGGAGCUGACCAAGAUCUGCGACGAGCUGAUAGCGAAACUGGGAAAGUCAGACUGAGCCUCAGCGCCCCUCGCCCAGCACUCUGCACUUGGCUGCUUUUCUCGUGACGUUGAGCACCUUGCCUUACCCCCGGAGUCCCCGCAGAAGAGCUCAGUGUCCAGCUGCCCUGGGCCUGUGGCUCCUGAGCUGAGCCGCUCCCCUCACUGUCCCUGUCUGCUUCCCCCAGCCUGGGGCUGGGAUCCCUGAGGUCAGCCUGGGAAUCCUGGGGUCAGCCCGGGAAUCCUGUGGCAGCCUGGGAAUCCUGGGGUCAGCCCGGGAAUCCUGUGAUCAGCCCGGGAUCCCUGUGGUCAGCCUGGGAAUCCUGUGGCAGCCUGGGAAUCCUGUGGUCAGCCCAGGCCCCUGUGUCCCUGCCAGGGCCUGCCCCGCUGUCCCUCUGCACCAAUGCCACCUCUCAGGUGGGAGGUGACCCCCUGGGCUCUGUCCCCCUUGCUUGGGCUGGGUCUCGCCGUGUCCCCACCCCACUCUCUGUCACUUACUGUCCCAGUGCUCAGCGUGGUGGUGGGUCCUGCCCUGGGACGUGGGUGAUGGCAGGGGUGGGACCCGCUGGCUCCUGCACUGGGGAGGGGGCAGGCGCUGGGGUGGCUGGUCUCUGGUUCGUGGGUGAAGCACAGCACAGCAUCUCCCUGUCCCUGGCUGUGCCAGCCUCGGGGGAAGGGAGCUGACAUCUCUGCAUUCGUGCACUUUAUGAGCAUUGAGGGGCACUUGGGCUCUCUGCUCACUCCUUCCAGUCAGGCACGGUGCAGACACGAGGCACGACUUGUUCCCCCCAGAGCACUGGAGCAGUCACAUAACCUGUGGAAUCUUCAGACCUCCCGGGGGAGAGGGUGAGGGGAGGCAGGAGGUUUCUGCACCAGGAGGUGUUUGAGAGGCAGGGGAGAUGUUGGUUCUGGAGAGCUGGGACUGCCCGUCCGUGCUCCCCGUGCCCCCCCUGCCUGUGGCCCUGGCCCUGCCCUGGCUGGGUGACCUGUGCUGGGCACGAGCAAAGCCAGGGCCGUUGCUGUUGACUCCCUGUGCCCUGGUGAGAUCAGGGCCCCAUUUCAGAGGCUGCAGGAGGAAGGAAGUGAACCCUGAGCUGCCUCGUGGGUACUGCAGUAGCUGCAGUGGUGGAGGAUUCUCUGCCUUGAGUGGAUGGGUGUGAAAUAAGGGAAAUAUUUGCAGUUUGGACUGUUUCCUGCCCAGCCUGUUGAACACUUCCACAAACCUUUUUGCUGCUACCUUUUUGUAACAGAAUUGAGCUCUUUUCCUUCUAUUUUAUAAUUCCCUGUGUUGAGCGUGCAGAGCAAACACCUAUUUAAGCCAGAGCCAUACACUUGAUUAUAUUUUAUUAGUUAUAUAAUAGAGAGAGAGUUUAUUCUACACUUAAGCAAAGGUGUCAGCAGCCUGCCCCAGCACGCAGCUUCCCAGCCUCUUCUCCACGCCCCCAGUUAUCCCAGUGACGGACUGGUCACAGAAGCCAGGGGCUGACACCACUCAAAGCAGUGCACCUGUUGCUUGUGCUGGAUAUUCACCCUUUGCACAGCUGACAGAAAAGAAAAACCCUUUCCCCCCUCACUUUUUAAUCCCUUUGACCUCCCCACAUGUCCCCUCUUGGGCUGGUGAAAAAGUUUCAGUCAUACGAUCGACAAGGACAAUUUCUGUCCCCCUUUGGGAGCCUGUGCAGGUAAAGCAAACCCCUGAGACCCAGAGACUUCUUGGGCAGUUGUCUUUUUCUCUUGAGGAAGCAGAGUGCAGCAUUGCAUAACCUCUCAGAGCCGGGGUUGGGCUGGUUCAGGGCUGGUUUCUGGUUUGGGGCACGCUCCUGCCCGCAGCAGCACCGGCGGUGCCGGUGUGGGGCCGUGGAGCCCAGGUGAGGGAGGCGGGUCCGGGUGGGGCUGUGGCAGCCCUCGGCCUCUGCUUUGCCCAGGGCCGUGAUGUUCGAGUGCUGCCUCAGCUCAAGGUGAGACAGUGAGGUCAGUCUCUCCUUGGGGCGCUGCUUGGCCCUUGGAGCUGAGGGAUAAUCGCAGAAGUUCAGAUUUCACCACUCGGCGCUUCCCCAACCCCUGACCUGCACGCAGCAGUCCCUGCUGCCGCUUUCCCCCGUGGGCUGUCGGCAAAGCACGGCUCCACUGUGAGAAGCCGCGGGGCGCCGUCCUCCACCCGUCGUGUCCCUGCUCCCCAGUGCCACCCGGCCCUGCCGUGCUGCCACCCCCAGCCGGUGCUGCCGCAUUCCUGUGCCUGUCCGCGUGCACCCCAGUCCGGGCAAAGAAGAUUCCUACGGAAUGAUUUAUUAACUAUAAUAUGGUUAUAGUUACCUAUAUAUAAAUACGUAUAUAGUGGGUAGAGCUGUAUAAAAUAGAAGGCGUGUUUGCCAACGGGCAGGAUGGCUGCAGCUCGUGUUUCCCACUCUGACAUGCCGAGGUGAUGGUGUCCCUGUGACUGGCGCAGGGAAUGGCAGGUCCCUGUGCACGGUGUCGCAGCUGGGUGUGUUUGUCGUCUGUUCCUUGCAGUAGGCUUUAAAUGCCCUCUCUGGCAGCGGCGGGCGCGGCCCCGCUGCUGUGUCGCUGUUUGCAGUGUGUGUUUGCCAGCAGAUCUGCCUGUAACCAAGUGCCAACCAGUAACCCCCAACUACUGAUCUCUUCCCAGUACCUCCAGUGUGGCCUCCCCCAGGCAGGAAUUCCUCUGCAUUGACUCCUACCCCUCUGCUUCCAGCCAUGUGUGUAACUGCCAUCGCCAUCGGUUUUAUAUGUACGAUAAUUUCCCUUUUAUAUGUCAGGUAAAUAUUUGUAAGAGUUAUACUCACACAAAUGAGAUUAUUAUAAUGAUUACUAAUAUAUUUUUUUUCCAUGUUUCAUUGCCUGAGUAAAAACUGUGUUUAUCACUCUUGAAA